AUGGCCAUCGGUAUCUUCACCAAGCCCUCUGCACUCGGCGUCAGCCACAGCACAAUCCCCAACGUGGGUCCCUGCCAGCAAAAUCGUUUUGACGAACUCGUGGUGCGACUAAAGGAUGCCCUUGGUCCAUCAUCGGGCCUGACUUCUGAUGAUGUUGAUGUUGACUUCCUUCAACAACUGAUGGAAGGAUAUGAUGGCUCCGACAACAUGUGGAAGCCCUAUGCCUUCGGUGAUCGCAGUAGGGGAUAUACCCGUAAUCUCGUUGACGAGGGUAAUGGCAAGAGUAAUUUGCUUGUUCUCGUAUGGUCUCCUGGAAAGGGGUCCCCUAUCCACGACCACGGCAACGCCCACUGCCUGAUGAAGAUUCUGAAGGGCAACCUCACCGAGACUCGAUACGCAUUUCCGAACGAAGAUGAACAAGACAAACCAAUGAACAUCAUUGGGGAAAGGACAUAUACAGAAAACUCCGUCGCAUAUAUGGCAGACGAACUAGGUCUGCAUCGUGUAUCCAACAGGGGUAGCGACUUUGCUGUAUCCCUCCACUUGUACACUCCCCCCAACGUAGCUAAAAAAGGAUGCCAUAUCUUUGACGAGAAGACAGGGCGGAAAAGCCAUGUACCAGGUUGUCACUACUACUCGGCUUAUGGGCGGCUGCUGAAGGAGUAG
Messenger RNA from Fusarium subglutinans, 666 nucleotides. Its product is annotated as cysteine dioxygenase. Lineage: Eukaryota; Fungi; Ascomycota; Sordariomycetes; Hypocreales; Nectriaceae. The coding region runs from base 1 to 666 and encodes 221 amino acids. Gene Ontology annotation, biological process: L-cysteine catabolic process. Gene Ontology annotation, molecular function: ferrous iron binding; cysteine dioxygenase activity. The record is from RefSeq and is a predicted model, not a curated record. The transcript is spliced from 3 exons.